This is a messenger RNA of Erigeron canadensis, 867 nucleotides long. RefSeq names its product CCG-binding protein 1-like. Lineage: Eukaryota; Viridiplantae; Streptophyta; Magnoliopsida; Asterales; Asteraceae. Gene Ontology annotation, biological process: pollen tube guidance. The coding region runs from base 115 to 738 and encodes 207 amino acids. The record is from RefSeq and is a predicted model, not a curated record. Gene Ontology annotation, molecular function: mediator complex binding. The transcript is spliced from 3 exons. Gene Ontology annotation, cellular component: cytosol; nucleus.
CUUCACUUGCACAUAAAGAAACAUUCAAAAAUAGUACUCGUAUAAUACACACUAAACAAAACAAAAUUCAUAAAUAUAUAUAUUUGUAUCACUAAUAAUUAAUAUAAUAUAACGAUGAUGAUGAUGAUAAAAUCAGUUCCGUAUUCCGUUAAUUUACCGCCGUUAGUUCCCCCUCCUCCUCCGUCAACGACCAUAUGCUGUUCGUCAAGAAACAAUGGGUAUAUACCAAAGCUUGAGCCGUUUAGUAGAAGCAAAUUUGACAGAAUCGUUAAGGAUCCUCCCCUCAUCCAAAAAUCCGAAAAUGAUUUAGCAGAUUAUUGUUCAACACUGGAAGGCGAUCCAUCUUAUAGCUGCUGGAGAGCUUAUUUUGAGCUCAAAGAUUUUGAAAAAGAAGCGCCAAAGGAAGUGGUGGAGAGAGUGAUAAUAGAAUCAGGAGGCGUAAAAUCAUUGAUCGGAUGCUUACACGGAAUCUCGGAAAUCCACAAGGCAAAAAAAGAACUAGACCAAAAGAACGAAACAAACGUCGUCAAUGAACUGAAAUCGGAGAAUACACCAUUAGCAGCAACAGCAACAGCUGUUGAAAGUAGACGAGCAUGUCCUGUACCAAGCGGAUUGCCGAAGAGUAGGGAAGAAAUGGAGGAAGAAGAAAAAGGGAGAAUGCCCGAUUCCCCUUUCACUCGAUUGCUUCGGUCUAAAGGAAGGUCCCCUGCUUGGUUCUCCCCUACUCCUGAUCACUAAACCUCAAAUCAUUUCAACUGUCUGAGUGAUUUUUGUAAUUUGUAUUUUUAUCACUGUAUGUACAUAUAUAUAUACAUAUAUCUUGUUGCUAGUUUGUAUCAAUAGUUUGCUUAUUCACCUGUUCCUGUA